CAGGUCGCACCCAUCCCCCCUGCAGCCCCGCCUGCCCCUCCCUCUGGCCCUGGUUGCCCCCCGCCUCCCCCAGGCCCGCCUCCACCCCCAGGCCCCCCACCUGCUGGCCCCCCACCCCCACCUGGCCCCCCACCACCCCCUGGGUCCGGGGCCCCACCUGCCCCACCUCUGUCUGGGGGAGGGGGAGGAGGAGGAGGGGACGAUGGAGGGGGUCUCGGUGGGCCCGAGGGACUAGCUGCAGCCCUAGCAGGAGCCAAACUACGCAAAUCGGCCAAGGUGAGACCAGCAUCACGGCUGUUUUCCAGGUUGCAUUUAUCACAGUCAUGCUGCACAUAUGACCAGAUCUCACAAGGCUUGGAGAAGUGUUUAACGCAGGGCACUGUUCUUGGAGCGCUACCGGCCCGGAAGUUUCUCACAACCCUAACCUGGACACCAGAUUCAAAUAAUUAGCUGGUUGAUAAGCUGAAUCAGGUUGGUCACACCUGGGGUUGGAGCGAAAACCUACAGGAGGGUAUCUCUCCUGGAACAGGGUUGGAGAGCCCUGGUUUAAUGUCUCAAGAACCACACCAAUAUGAUAUAGAGUUGUCCAGGCGCCUUAAAAAAAGACAACCUGGAACGCGCCCCUUUUACUCCAUAUUCCAUUGUUGAUGCAUGAUUGAUUGAUUGAUUUUAUUAUUAUUAUGUCAUGCAUCUUCAGGGUACCCAGCCCACAUGGGCUUAUAAGACACUGUAUUUGCUGUAGCAGAAUAAAUAAAUAAUGUAUACAGUGUCUAGUGAAAGUCUACACACCCCUUGCACAGUCUUCACAUUUUGCCGCCUUACAAAUAAAUCUAAAAAGGGAUUAAACUGGAUCUUUCCCCCUACAGAUCUACAGAACCUACCCACAUGUUCAAGGUGAAUGAAAAUUAUAGAACAUUUUCCAAAUGAAUAAAACAAUUAUGUAUUGAUUGCAUGUCUUUGCACUCCACAGUUAAUACAGCUAUUACAGCUGUCAAUAUUGUUUUUAUAAGAUUCUACCAACUUUGCACAACUCUUAGGGCAACCUAUAUCCAUUGUUUUUGUCAAAAUUGCUCAAGCUAACUACAUUUGUUUGGGAAUCAUUGAUGGACAGCAAUAUUCAAACCUUGUCUCUGAUUUUCAAGAAAAAUGUAAGUUAGGACUGAGACUGGACCACUCAGGAACACUCUAUUAUGGUGUGUCUUUAGCAUUAAAAUGUGUGUAAUUGUCCCACUGAAAAAUACAGAUCUGUCCAAGGGUUAGGUAUUCAGAAGUCUGAGGCAGGUUUUCCUGUAACUCUUUACCUGGGCUUUACUCCUUUUCAUAUUUAUUUUGCUCCUUACAUACAGUACUCCCCAGUCCCUGCCUGUGACAAUAACAUGAUGCUGCCACCACAAUAUUUGGCAAUACAGAGUUUCACUCGCGUUGUAUUGGAUUUGACCCAAACCUCUAGUUUUUAACUCAGGCCAAAAAGUUAAUUUAUUUGCUGUGUUGUCUUGCAGUAUUGCUGAAUGGUGUUGUUGCAAACAGAAUGGAUGAUUUGUGUGUAUUUUUUAACAUAUCAGAAUGGCUUUCCAAGAGGUGUUGAGUUUUCAUGAAUUGUUUAGUCUCAGUCCUGACUUAAAUCUGCUUGAAAAUCAGUGGCAUCAAUGGUUCCCAACCAAAUUUACUAAGCUUGAGUAAUUUUGACAAAAACAAUGGAUAUGUUGCCCUAAGAGUUGUGCAAGGUUGGUAGAAUCUUCAACCAAGUAUUAACUCUGGGGUGUGAAGACAAACAAUCAAUACAUUUUCAUUUCUUAUUGGAAACAAUUUUUCUUUCACUUUGAAAAUAUGGAGAUGGUCAUGUAGAUUGACAGGAAAAAUUUAAUAUUUUUUUGAUGAGAUUUUAAGGCAGCAAAAUGUGAAGACUUUGUAAGGGGUGUGUAAGACUUUCACUAGAAACUGUAUACAGUGCAUUCGGAAAGUAUUCAUACCCCUUGACUUUUUCCACAUUUUGUUACUUUACAGUCUUAUUUUAAAAUCCUCAUCAAUCUACACACAAUACCUCAUAAUGACAAAGCGAAAACAGUUUUUUUUAAAUGUUUGCACAUUUAUUAAAAAUAAAAAACAAAUACUUUAUUUACAUACAGUGAGGGGAAAAAAGUAUUUGAUCCCCUGCUGAUUUUGUACAUUUGCCCACUGACAAAUAAAUUAUCUGUCUAUAAUUUUAAUGGUAGGUUUAUUUGAACAGUGAGAGACAGAAUAACAACAAAAAAAUCCAGAAAAACGCAUGUCAAAAAUGUUAUCAAGUAAAUAGUGAUUUGCAUUUUAAUGAGGGAAAUAAGUAUUUGACCCCUCUGCAAAACAUGAUUUAGUACAUGGUGGCAAAACCCUUGUUGGCAAUCACAGAGGUCAGACGUUUCUUGUAGUUGGCCACCAGGUUUGCACACAUCUCAGGAGGGAUUUUGUCCCACUCAUCUUUGCAGAUCUUCUCCAAGUCAUUAAGGUUUCGAGGUUGACGUUUGGCAACUCAAACUUUCAGCUCCCUCCACAGAUUUUCUACGGGAUGAAGGUCUGGAGACUGGCUAGGCCACUCCAGGACCUUAAUGUGCUUCUUCUUGAGCCACUCCUUCGUUGCCUUGGCCGUGAGUUUUGGGUCAUUGUCAUGCUGGAAUACCCAUCCACGACACAUUUUCAAUGCCCUGGCUGAGGGAAGGAGGUUCUCACCCAAGAUUUGACGGUGCAUGGCCCCAUCCAUCGUCCCUUUGAUGCGGUGAAGUUGUCCUGUCCCCUUAGCAGAAAAACACCCCCAAAGCAUAAUGUUUCCACCUCCAUGUUUGACAGUGGGGAUGGUGUUCUUGGGGUCAUAGGCAGUAUUCCACGGCGAGUUGAGUUGAUGCCAAAGAGCUCCAUUUUGGUCUCAUCUGACCACAACACAUUCACCCAGUUCUCCUCUGAAUCAUUCAGAUGUUCAUUGGCAAACUUCAGACAGGCCUGUAUAUGUGCUUUCUUGAGCAGGGGGACCUUGCGGGUGCUGCAGGAUUUCAGUCCUUCACAGCGUAGUGUGUUACCAAUUGUUUUCUUGGUGACUAUGGUCCCAGCUGCCUUGAGAUCAUUGACAAGAUCCUCCCGUGUAGUUCUGGGCUGAUUCCUCACCGUUCUCAUGAUCAUUGCAACUCCACGAGGUGAGAUCUUGCAUGGAGCCCCAGGCCGGAGAUUGACAGUUAUUUUGUGUUUCUUCCAUUUGCAAAUAAUCACACCAGCUGUUGUCACCUUCUCACCAAGCUGCUUGGCGAUGGUCUUGUAGCCCAUUCCAGCCUUGUGUAGGUCUACAAUCUUGUCCCUGACAUCCUUGGAGAGCUCUUUUGUCUUGGCCAUGGUGGAGAGUUUGGAAUCUGAUUGAUUGAUUGCUUCUGUGAACAGGUGUCUUUUAUACAGGUAACAAACUGAGAUAAGGAGCACUCCCUUUAAGAGUGUGCUCCUAAUCUCAGCUCGUUACCUGUAUAAAAGACACCUGGGAGCCAGAAAUCUUUCUGAUUGAGAGGGGGUCAAAUACUUAUUUCCCACAUUAAAAUGCAAAUAAAUGUAUAACAUUUUUGACAUGCGUUUUUCAGAAUUUUUUUGUUGUUGUUAUUCUGUCUCUCACUGUUCAAAUAAACCUACCAUUAAAAUUAUAGACUGAUCAUUUCCUUGUCAGUGGGCAAAUGUACAAAAUCAGCAGGGGAUCAAAUACUUUUUUCCCUCACUGUACACAAUCCAUGUCUCAAUUGUCUCAAGGCUUAAAAAUCCUUCUUUAACCGGUCUCCUCCCCUUCAAAUUGAAGUGGAUUUAACAAGUGACAUCAAUAAGGGAUCAUACUUUUCACCUGGAUUCAGCUGGUCGGUCAAUGGACAUGUUUUGUACACUAUGUGUGUGUAUGUAUGUAUGUAUGUAUGUAUGUAUGUAUGUAUGUAUGUAUGUAUGUAUGUAUGUGUAGAUAUAGAUAGAUAGAUAUAUAUAUAUAUAUAUAUAUAUAUAUAUAUAUAUAUAUAUAUAUAUAUAUAUAGAUAUAGAUAUAUAUAUAUAUAUAUAUAGAUAUAGAUAUAUAUAUAUAUAUAUAUAUACACACACUACCUGUCAGAAUUUUGGACACACCUACUCAUUCAAGGGUUUUUGACAAUUUUAGAUUUUUUUUUACAUUGUAUAAUAAUAGUGAAGACAUCAAAACUAUGGAAUCACAUGGAAUCAUGUAGUAAACAAAAAAGUGUUCGACAAAUCAAAAUAUAUUUUCAAAUAGCCACCCUUUGCCUUGAUGACAGCUUUGCACACUCUUGGCAUUCUCUCAACCAGCUUCAACUGGAAUGCUUUAGCAAAAGUCUUGAAGGAGUUCCCACCUAUGCUGAGCACUUGUUGGCAGCUUUUACUUCACUCUGCCGUCCGACUCAUCCCAAACCAUCUCAGUUGGGUUGAGGUCGGGUGAUUGUGGAGGCCAGGUCAUCUGAUGCAGCACUCCAUCACUCUCCUUCUUGGUAUAAUAGCCCUUACACAGCCUGGAGGUGUGUUGGGUCAUUGUCCUGUUGAAAAACAAAUGAUAGUCCCACUAAGCCCAAACCAGAUGGGAUAGCGUAUCGCUGUAGAAUGCUGUGGUAGCCAUGCUGGUUAAGUGUGCCUUGAAUUCUAAAUAAAUCACAGACAUUGUCACCAGCAAAGCACCCCCACACCAUAACACCUCCUCCUCCAUGCUUUACGGUGGGAAAUACACAUGCCGAGAUCAUCCGUUCACCCAAACCGCGUCUCACAAAGACACGGUGGUUGGAACCAAAAAUCUCACAUUUGGACUCCAGACCAACGGACAAAUUUCCACGGGUCUAAUUUCCAUUGCUCGUGUUUCUUGGCCCAAGCAGGUCUCUUCUUCUUAUUGGUGUCCUUUAGUAGUGGUUUCUUUGCAGCAAUUCAACCAUGAAGGCCGAAUUCACACAGUCCCCUCUGAACAGUUGAUGUUGAGAUGUGUCUGUUACUUGAACUCUGUGAAGCAUUUAUUUGGGCUGCAAUUUCUGAGGCUGGUAACUUUAAUGAACUUAUCCUCUGCAGCAGAGGUAACUCUGGGUCUUCCUUUCCUGUGCGGUCCUCAUGAGAGACAGUUUCAUCAUAGCGCUUUAUGGUUUUUGCGACUGCACUUGAAGAAACUUUCAAAGUUCUUGAAAUGUUCUGUAUUGACUGACCUUCAUGUCUUUAAAGGAAUGAUGGACUGUCAUUUCUCUUUGCUUAUUUGAGCUGUUCUUGCCAUUAAUGUGGACUUGGUCUUUUACCAAAUAGGGCUAUCUUCUGUAACCCCCCCCCCCCCCCCACCUUGUCACAACACAACUGAUUGGCUCAAACACAUUAAGAAGGAAAGAAAUUCCACAAAUUAACUUUUAAGAAGGCACACCUGUUAAUUGAAAUGCAUUCCAGGUGACUACCUCAUGAAGCUGUCAUCAAGGCAAAGGGUGGCUAUUUGAAUAAUAUUUUUUGGUUACUACAUGAUUCCAUAUGUGUUAUUUCAUAGUUUUGAUGUCUUCACUAUUAUUCUACAAUGUAGAAAAUUGUCAAAAAUUGUCAAAAACCCUUGAAAGAAUAGGUGUGUCAAAAAUUUUGACUGGUAGUGUGUGUAUAUGUGUGUGUGUGUGUGUGUAUAUGUAUAUAUAUAUAUAUAUAUAUAUAUAUAUAUAUAUAUAUAUAUAUAUAUAUAUAUAUAUAUAUACAUACAUACAUACAUACACACAUACACACAUACACACAUACAUACACACAUACAUACACACACACACAGAGUGUACAAAACAUUAAGUUGACUGUGCCUUUAAACAGCUUGGAAAAUUCCAGAAAAUUAUGUCAUGGCUUUAGAAGCUUCUGAUAGGCUAAUUUAUAUCAUUUGAGUCAAUUGGAGGUGUACCUGUGGAUGUAUUUCAAGGCCUACCUUCAAACUCAGUGCCUCUUUGCUUGACAUCAUGGGAAAAUCAAAAGAAAUCAGCCAAGACCUCUGAAAAAAAAUGUGUAGACCUCCGCAAGGCUGGUUCAUCCUUGGGAGCAAUUUCCAAACGCCUGAAGGUACCACGUUCAUCUGUACAAACAAUAGUAUGCAAGUAUAAACACCAUGGGACCAAGCAGCCAUCAUACCGCUCAGGAGAUGUGUUCUGUCUCCUAGAGAUGAACGUACUUUGGUGCGAAAAGUUCAAAUAAAUCCCAGAACAACAGCAAAGGACCUUGUGAAGAUGAUGGAGGAAACAGGUACAAAAGUAUCUAUAUCCACAGUAAAACAAGUCCUAUAUCGACAUAACCUGAAAGGCCGCUUAGCAAGGAAGAAGCAACUGCUCCAAAACCGCCAUAAAAAAGCCAGAAUUGGGUUUGCAACUGCACAUGGGGACAAAGAUCGUACUUUUUGGAGAAAUGUCGUCUGGUCGGAUGAAACCAAAAUAGAACUGUUUGUCCAUAAUGACCAUCGUUAUGUUUGGAGGAAAAAGUGGAAGGGUUGCAAGCCGAAAAACUCCUUCCCAACCGUGAAGCACGGGGGUGGCAGCAUCAUGCUGUGGGGGUGCUUUGCUGCAGGAGGGACUGGUGCACUUCACUAAAUAGAUGGCAUCAUGAAGAAGGAAAAUUAUGUCGAUAUAUUAAAGCAACAGCUCAACACAUCAGUCAGGAAGUUAAAUAUUGGUCGCAAAUGGGUCUUCCAAAUGGACAAUGACCCCAAGCAUACUUCCAAAGUUGUGGCAAAAUGGCUUAAGGACAACAAAGUCAAGGUAUUGGAGUGGCCAUCACAAUGCCCUGACCUCAAUCCUAUAGAGAAUUUGUGGGCAGAACUAAAAAAGCGUGUGCGAGCAAGGAGGCCUACAUACCUGACUCAGUUACACCAGCUCUGUCAGGAGGAAUGGGCCAAAAUUCACCCAACUUAUUGUGGGAAGCUUGUGGAAGGCUACCCGAAACGUUUGACCCAAGUUAAACAAUUUAAAGGCAAUGCUACCGAAUACUAAUUGAGUGUAUGUAAACUUCUGACCCACUGGGAAUGUGAUGAAAGAAAUAAAAGCUUAAAUAAAUCAUUCUCUCUACUAUUAUUCUGACAUUACACAUUCUUAAAAUAAAGUGGUGAUCCUAACUGACCUAAGACAGGGAAUUUCUACUAGGAUUAAAUGUCAGGAAUUGUGAAAAACUGAGUUUAAAUGUAUUUGGCUAAGGUGUAUGUAGACUUCCGACUUCAACUGUAUAUAUAUAUUUAUAUUUAUAUAUAUAUAAUAAUAUUGUAUUUUUUAAUUCAUAUGGAAAUGAAAAACAAAAUAAAUACAUUUUUUUUAAAUAUACAACUUAUCAUGUCACAUCUUCCAAGCUUUGGAGAUUGCGUUUGCAACCAGGAAUACACAUUUCCUAAAUAGCCAUUCAAGUUUUUCUUCAUCACUACUCCAGAAUAGUUCCUGUUUUUGUUACAACAUAGUUGUAUAUUCAGUGAGAAUAUUUCAUUCCUUCCUCCCUUUUUUGAGGUAAUCCCUGGUCUGUAAGUGAGUAGAUAUACAGUGGCUUGCGAAAAUUUUCACCCCCCUUGCCAUUUUUCCUAUUUUGUUGCCUUACAAACUGCCAACUCUAGGUGAAGACACGGUUUCCACCUUUCACAAAUCUUCGUGUCAGAUCAGUGAUUUCCUUAAGGAAGGAAGGAAAGAAGGGAGCAUUUUUUUUAAAUAUUGAAAGAGCCUGUGUAUCUCUGUAGGAGGAUGGUGGUGCGGCAGCAUCUCCUCCAUCAGGAGGAGGUGGUGGUGGGGGAGGAAAUCUGAUGGGGGAGAUGAGUGCCAUCCUGGCCCGACGGUGAGCCACUGCCUCAGUCUUUGUUACAUGUGGGGCUGGACGAGUGUGUAUGAUGAGUGUUCACGUCAAGUGUGUGUGUGUGUGACGUUUACGAUCAUAUGGCUUUGCGUGUGUGAGAUUGCAGAGGCUAAGCCGUUGCUUCAUUGUCUUUUUGUACAGGAAGAAAAUGUCAGAUAAUCCAGGCGCAAAGAAGGAUGUGCCCAGCAAUGUAAGUCUAUUGUAAAUCAUCUUUGUAGAGACAACAAUCCUCUCGUAAUAAAUCCUUAAGAAUGUGUGUGUAAGCUGCAAGUCAAGUCACACUGUGGUUAAACACAUAUUUGCGUGGUAAAGGGAUGAGGCAAUGUCAUUUUGUGCUUUUAGGAAGACUCCUCAAAGUCCUCAGGCCAAGGUGGUGAGUAGAUCCGCUGAAGUCUUCAUUCAUUCCUUUUGUAUUUGACUGGGCAUGCACCUGGGGGCUGUUCCAGAAAGCAUAUAUUUUCAAGAAAUAUGUAUUCAUUAGGCACCACCAAAUGAAAGAAAACGCACCGAAACAGGGAGGGACUAGCUGAACUUGUCCAAAAAGAAACACUCAUUUUUGUUUUCUGUUGCAAAAUGUUUUUAUAUGGUGUGCACUUCUUCUCUCCUUUGUCUGAUUUGAGCUGUGAAGCAUUUGUUGGCCUUUUAUUGAAUAAAAUAUUAUACCGCUACAUAAAUAUAAUAUAUAUUCUUUGAUGUUUCAUAAUUCUCAUGAUCUCCUUUUGCCAUGAAAGACACCCUCAGGAGACCGUGGGAGAAAUCAGCCACCAUGCCAAGGUAGGGAACUCCCCGGUCUGUUGAACAUCAACACAAUAAACACCACCACACUGUCUCUCGUACCUGUGGUGCAGGAAAUUACAGCCCAGUUCACCCACCCCCUGUUUAUUACUUUUCUACAAUAACUGUUUUUAUGUUUACUAUGGGGGGACAAAACUAGGCAGGCACAAAUUCAAUCUGUGCCCCCCAGUGGAGCCGGCCCAGUCUUUUUCUAUCCCACCUCUCUAGCACUGUAAAGAGAGCGUGUUUCAUGUUUGAGAGAAAAUCUUACAUGUCUCAAACAGGACUAACUCAACCACCAAGACCCAGCUGCAGGAGAGCAGCCCCACCUCCACCACCCCUGCCCUUCCUCCUGCCCCCCCUUCUCCAUCCUCUGACCCAUUGCCCAGGUACCCCCUAUUUGCCCCCCCCCUCCUACCCUCCUACCCUCUUCCCUUAUACCUAGACCCUAAUGCUGGGGCUCCAUGUCUGUCUGCAGCUUCUCCACUGUCCCACUAGGUGUAGGGUGAAGUUGCCCAUAGACGCUGGUCUUGGGUCAGUUUUGCAUUUCCCCCACUAAUGGUUAAGGUUAGGAUUGGGGAGAGGAAGCUGAUACUAGAUCUGUACCUAGGGGAAGCUUCACCCUGGAGUGUCCCACUAGGGAACUACCAACAGCCCUGUGUGCUACGUGUGGCCUCUUGUGCCAAGGGAUUAAGCAACACAAUGCUGUGAACAUUUUAGUUUUUGCCCUAGCACUAACACAUGUGAUUCUAUUCAAAGGCGUGAUGAUGAUUAAUUGGUUGAAUCAAGUAUGUAUUUUAGUACAAGGGCAAAAACUAAAAUGUGCACCUCUCCAGGACCAGGAUUGGGAAACACUCUGCUUUAGGGCCUUGCAAUCCUCAAGGCCUGGUAUUUGGUACUCUCUGUUUUUGUAUUUUCGGUCUUGCUAAGAUUUAAUAAAGGGUCACAGAAAUAGAGCAAGAGAUGGUUUCAUUGAACUGCAUCUUUUUGCCGCGGCUUUGCACUGAGCCUGCUGUAUGUGCCUUUACUAUGACCUCUGACUAAGCAUGUAUGUCCUGCUCCUGCUAAUGACAGGGCCCAGCCCAGAAACAACCCUCUAUACACCCUAGGCCAGGGGUCGGCAACAGGGGGCCCGCGGUACAACACCGGCCCGCAAGUGAUUUAUUUUGCCCUUGGUAGUGUAUAUAUAAUUAUUUUACUAAAAACUUUUUGGGGUUAAUACAUGAUUCCAUAUGUGUUAUUUCAUAGUUUUGAUAUCUUCACUAUUAUUCUACAAUGUAGAAAUUAGUAAAAAUAAAGAAAAACCCUUGAAUGAGUAGGUGUUCUAAACAUUUUGACCGGUAGUGUAUAUUUAUUAUUUGAGGGGGGGGGUUUCGUUUUUGGUUAAAAAAAAGACUAAAAUCACAGGGAGUUGAAUUUAGGAAAUGUGUUCCCAAGUAUUCCCACAAUUACAAAAAGAGACAUAUGUGAUCGUGUCUCAAUGUAAUCAAGGUAUGAAAUUAUUAUUUUCAAAUACAAUCUCCUUUUGGGCUUGGUUGUGGUCAAUUUGCAAUGUAGACAUUUUACCCAACAAAAAUAAAAAAUGUAGUUGCCUAACCCUGCUCUAGGCAUUGGUGUAGAUUUGAAGUGAAUGGAUAGGUAUAAGCAAUAUAGUAAAAAUUAUCCACUUAGGCUAUCAGAGGGCAAGGUGGGACAACUACCAUAUUGUUUAUAGUACCAGUCCAAUUCUUUCAUAUCUACAUCAAGUGCCAAGAGGUUAGGGUCUGUUUCUGGACUGGGGCCUCUCUCAAGUCACCACCUGAUCAAACAAUUGUCUCAUCCCCUCAGAUUUGGAAACUAAAUUGAUUAACUCAAGAUCAGUGGCUAUGAUAAGUUAAAUCUGGUGUACUAGUGCGUAGUUGGAAAAAAACCUAUUGCAAGUAAUGUAGGCAAAGUCACACCACACUGACCAUUUGAAAAGACUUCAGUUUCUAUGUCUGUACAACACCAGCAGAGGGGCGUUAUCCACUCCUCAUUGGUCUGCAACUUUCCGUGGUGCUAUGGCUGUUACCACGGUGACUAGAUGGCUGGAUAGCGGCUGUGGGAGCGCAACAAUCCGCCACUUUUGGCCAAACUGAGCUUCCAUAUCCUUGGUGUUUGUUGUUGACCUCCUGCUCUCCCGCCAUUCACUCCUUUUUUUCAUUCUCUCUCCUCUCUCUCUCCUCCUCCUCUCGCUCGCUAACUCUCUUCCUCUCUCUGUCUCUCUUCCUCUCUCUGUCUAUCUCUCUGUUUCUCUCAGGAUGAAGGCAGUGAACAGCACCACGGCCAGCACAGGCAGUGAAGACACAGAGAUGGAGAGAAUCAAACAGGUGAGCUCCACCUUUGACCUGUUUGUGUUGUGUUUAAAGGAUUACUGUCAUGUAGACUAGACAUAACAGGAGGCCAUUGCUCCUCUACUAAUGGUGUCAGAUAAAGACAAUCUAUGGGCAUCAUUCUCAGAUAAUGCUAUUUUGAUUUGUGUGUUUAGGACAUCCUUGAGGAAGUGAGAAAAGAGCUCCAUAAAGUGAAGGAUGAAAUUAUCGGGGGUGAGUUCCUGAUCUGGCCCAUCCCAUUCAAGGAGUACUCCCUAGCGUUUUCCUUUUUUUGUUACUAGCAGUACAGUCAAUAAGAAUCACAAUACAUUUUUGCUCCAGCCACUGCAUUAUAUUUAUAUACUUUUUACACACAUUAUUUAUUUUAAAUACCUCAUGGUUUAAUAUUAUUUUCUCAAUUCUCAUUACUACAAAUCAUAUAUGUCAGUAUAAGUCAUACUGAUAUAUAUGAUUUGUAAUAAUGAGAAUUGAGAAAAUAAUAUUAAACCAUGAGGUAUUUAAAAUAAAUAAUGUGUAGGUUUGGACAAUAUUUGAGGAACUUUGGAGCCUCUUCUCUUUCUCACUAAUUACCCCCCUCUUUCUCUUUCAGCAUUUAUCCAGGAGAUGCAGAGGAGAGGCCAAGUAUAGUCUCUCAACAUACAGCCACUGGCACCUGGACAGAAGAUGGUGAGGGGGGGAAGGAAGGGAGAGAUGGCCAUAUGGAGGCGUGGAUGGCUCAUACAUUUCCUGCACUGUUCAGGCUGUUCUCCCUCAAUGUUCUACUCACCACAUACCUAUACGUUUAGGACUGUACCAAUCGGCACUCUUCCGAACUUCUGUUAUUCGCCAUUCUUUUUCUCGUUUGUUUUUAUCAUGGUUUCAAGAGCUCUGCUGUACCUCUCUUGCUCCGCCAUCACUGCCUACCUUACUCUACUCUACUCCCUCCCCACCUCCCAAGUCAACUCCCAUAUCUUACCGGUGUCCAUUUCUGGACAUAUCUGGCCUUACUCUUCACUAGAGCAAACAA
Messenger RNA from Coregonus sp. 'balchen', 11931 nucleotides. The record is from the annotation of a GenBank genome assembly. Lineage: Eukaryota; Metazoa; Chordata; Actinopteri; Salmoniformes; Salmonidae.